Molecule: messenger RNA, 4537 nt
Organism: Poecilia latipinna (sailfin molly)
Lineage: Eukaryota; Metazoa; Chordata; Actinopteri; Cyprinodontiformes; Poeciliidae
Gene: pvrl2l
Product: PVR cell adhesion molecule related 2 like
Exons: 7
Coding region: 702-2327 (541 amino acids)
Source: RefSeq, a predicted model, not a curated record
GCAUUAUUUUGUGAUAAUUUUGCUUUGUAUGGAAAACCGAGUCUGUAAAAUUACAUUUUGUCUCGAAAUUAAGACUAAGACUGAAAAACAGGAGAAGAAAAUAUUCCAACUGGCAUCUGUUCUGGAUUUCCGUUUAGCUGAAUAAAUCAUUACGUCUGCAGUUAAUCAGCCAAACAUUUUCUCAGUGAUGAUGAGAAUCUCCACCUGAACAGCUCAGAGGACGCAGACAUGUUCCCGCAGCCUCUCCUCCUCUCCGCUUUUCGGCUGAAGUCCUCUUGGUGACGCUCUGCUGACAUCACUCGGAUGUUCCCCACUCAGCUCUGCGCAUCAAACCCACGGAGCUCCUGCGACUCUCUCACACUCCGUCCACACUUUGUUCUCCGCCUGCUGCUCUGAACGCUGUCCGCCAGACACGCACCCGCCGCGGGCUACCUGUGCGCACUGCGGCCGGGCCACACGGGGGAGGGGUCGCGCUCCUGCCCGUCGUUAAGACUCUGAGAGGAUCUGCGCUCGGUCCGGAAUCAGGAGGAGGACGCGCUGAGCUGCGGGAGGAAAGGUGGAGGAGAGAGAGAAGUUGACUGGUUUGAAAGCAGGCGAGCUGAACUGAGUUGUAAGUUUGUGAGCGGGCUGCCGGAGGAAUAACUCGGAGUCCGGUCUUGGCACACCUCGGUGUUCUGGAUUUUUACCUCCAGUGCAGAAGAAUGGCGAGAGAUUACGCAGCGCGCUGCCCGCGCUCUCCGGGGCGGAACGCCUGGAUGGUGGCAGCGCUGAUCCUUCUGGCUGCUCAAGGUGUCGUUGCUCAGAAAGUGCGAGUGGAGGAAGAGUUGGAGGCAUAUCCCACAGAAUCUGUCGAUCUGCGCUGUGAAUUCGUCGAUGGAGGGAGUUUAACCAAGCUCACACAGGUAUCGUGGAUAUGGGAACCUGUUGAUGGCCAAAGGGACAACAUUGCCGUGUACCACCCCACCUAUGGGCAGAGUUUUCCCAACGUGGCCUUUAAGGAUCGAGUUAUUUUUCUCCAAAACAACCUGAGGAUCCCGUCCAUAAGGAUUAAAGACCUGCGCAUGUCCGAUGCCGGGCGCUACACCUGCGAGUACGCUACGUACCCAUCUGGAAACGAGCAGGGAACCACCACGCUCAUAAUGCUCGCCAAGCCCAAGAACUCGGCCAAAGCCGUGACGGUCCAGGCUGGCAGCAAGUCGGUGAUGGUGGCCCACUGCGAGGCGGCGGACGGGAAACCGGCCGCCACCAUCAAGUGGCUGGCAUCGGUCGGCGGCAACCACUCCACCAGCUCCACGAACGGGCCGGACGGCACGGUGACGGUUCGGAGCGAGUACAGGCUGGUCCCGACGGCGGAGGACAACGGCAGAGAGGUGACCUGUCUGGUCGACCAGAAGACCCAGGACCGGCCGUGGACUGAGGUUCUGAAGCUCUCAGUGGAGUACCCUCCCACCGUCACCAUCGACGGUUACGACCACAACUGGUACGUUGGUCGCUCUGACGCGGUUCUGUUCUGCCAUGCCACGGCCAACCCAGAGCCCACCACCAUCACCUGGACAACGGCUUCGGGCUCGCUGCCGGACACGGUGGUGGUGGAGCAAAACAAGCUGACGGUGAGGAAGGUGGACGACGCCGUCAACACCACCUUCACCUGCGAGGUCAAGAACAAGCACGGCGCCAGCAGGAAAACGCUCACCACGUUCGUCAUCGAAGCCUUGGAGGAUCCGUCCAGUGCCGGCGCAGUGGCGGGCGCGGUCAUCGGCUCCCUGCUGGCCCUCCUAUUGGUCGUGACUCUCGUCGUUGUCCUCCUGACCCGCAGCCGCCGCCAACAGAGGCGGGGCUUCCCCAGCAGCGGGGACUCUGUGGCGGCGGGCAACGGAGGCAGCAACGGUUCCGACUACGGCAACAAAGCCCGCCUGCUAUUCACCGGCUCCGGAAACGGCAGCAAGAACGGAACGGGGGCGAACAACAACGGGCCGGUGUACACGUACCGGGAGGGCUGCGACGCCACCGGGACCCUGACGGAGAAACCCAACAGCUACCACCACCACCUCCACCACGCCCCCGCCGGAACCCGGCCGACCCCCCAUGACAUCCUCCUCUGCGGUGAGAUGGAUGGAGCCGAGAGGAGGAAGUUCAACCUGGAUGACAGCAUCGAGGAGGAAGACGAGCGAUACAAUCGAUUUGGAGGCGGCGGGAACGCGCUGCCUCCGGCGUAUCAUGCCCACAGAGGUCAUGGCGGCGAAGCAGAAAUGGAUGUGUACCUCGACGACGACAUGGAGUCCCAGAGGGACGGCUCUGUCAUCUCCCGGACUGCCAUUUAUGUCUGAGGAUGUGGAGAGGAGAAGAAGGGUCUGGAAAUCAGAGGAUGAGAUGGAGGAAGUGAGGGAGUUAAAACAACUUCCUGUUCAGCACUAAAAUUCAGAUCGCCUCCAUUAGCUCGACACCUACCUGCUUAAACUCCAACCUGACUGCAGAGAUGCCAUCAGUAAUUUCCUCUAUGCUUCACAGUUCCUGUAUAUUACUAUCCAAGAGGACUACGAGAACAAUAAAAACAGAAAGAAGUUGUUGUGAUGCUUGUGAGGCAAACGUUGUGCGCUGUGGCUCAGUUUGUGACCGUGUUGAACUGUAACCAGGGGAGACCUGAUUCAGUGUAAGUCAGAAACCUCAGCGGACUCUUGACGCUACGCUGCUUAUCGCUUCGUUCUUCUCGCUUCAGCUUCGCUGUGUGAUUAUGUGCAGAGUGACUCCAGUGUUUGUACUGUAAACAUGACCAGAAAUCGCAACUAGAAACAUAACAAACGUCACAAAAUCACCCAGAUUGAUGUGAAAUGUUCGUCAACUUGUUAACAGCUUCUGUGGAUGUUGCUGUUGCUCUUGUGACGAAACCUGAACCUGAAUUUAUAAAAAAAAAAAAAACUCUGAAAGACUACACUUGUCGUCCUGGCAACAGUGAGAGACUACUUCUUAAUCGCCGAACGAUGGCUCCACUGGGGCUCGCUCCCCGCGACACCACCUGGUUUCCCGAUGGGAGCCGCUGAAGUGCGGGGCUCCAUGCUGAGUCACAUGACAGACUUACCAGUGUGUGCUAAUGUGUGGCUGGCUGUGGUGUUAAUGAUGUGCAUCAUCCGUGUAUUGGGCGGUGUGUCACUGUAGCACAGUUGUUGCUGUUGUAGAUGUUGUUGUUGUUGUUGUUGUUGCUCUUGUGUAAUGGUGUUGAUCUUGCCUGGGAAAAGAUGCACCGAGAGCCUUGGGGGGUUUCACAAAGUUUCAUGUUGAGUCUGUAAUGACUCAUUAAAUGAAUAAAAAAGUUGCUUUUCUUUGUUUCCAACUCUUCUUCCUUCAUUUUGUUUUACCUUCUUUACUUUCUUCCCACUUGUUUUCUUCCUUAGAUGACUGCUCAGUUGUUUUAUGUUCCAGUUUUAUGUAAUAACAGUAAUUUUUUUUCUAUUUCGGCUCCGUGUGUCGAGUGAGAUAUCCGCCAGCAUUGUUAGAGGUUAUUGGAUGUCAUUUAUCACUUUUUCAGGGCCUUUUGAAUGUAUUAGGGUCUUUUUCUGAUUAUUAAAUAUUCAAGAUGCAUUUAUGAAUAUUAAAGAAAAGAAAAUCUAACAAUUUCUCACUUACACAAUGUAUGUUAGCAUAUAUUUAGAAAUAUUAAAGAUGUAAUCUUACCGAAGGAUUCCAGUGCAGUAAUGAGCCACAACUCCAAGUUCAGAUCGGAAAACUUUUUUGGUGACAUUCGGCACACAAUCACCGGCCUCUUUAUUAGUCACACCUAUUCAGUCGCUCGUUAAGACAGGAAGCAAAUCUAAUAAAGUGGACAGUAAUUUGUUCUUCAGGAUGUACUGGAGAUGUGAUAAUUCAAUAUUAAUCUGAAAAAAGUAGUUCAGGUAAACCUGAAAGGCUGAAGAGCUUUAAUUAGCUUAUAAUUGCUAGCCUCAGGUGCAAUAUGAUGCAUACAAUACAGAUUUUAUAAAUAUCCUAUAAGGUUUAAGUGCAGUUUUAGAUUAGAUCUGUACACUUCUGAGAUUUUUUAUUUUUUUUUGUGACAUAUUUUCUGAUUAACAAACAUUGAAAUGUUUUAAGACACAAGCUCUGCAGCUCUGAUCGUUUUCCAGAGAUGAAGCUUCGUGUUUUCCAGUCUUUGUGUUUCAGGCGUAUUUGAAAUGUUUUCCAGCCAUUUUCCUGUUUCUCUUGAGAAAUUACAAGUUGAAUGUAGCAGUAAAUAAAGCACAGAAUUUAUGUGAGAAACGUAAUGCAGUAAGUCGAGACCGAAAUCUCCGGAGAUCAGGUGUAAAUGAAACAUUUCAUUUGAGAAAACAUUUUAAUUAACAGCUUGUGUGAAUCAUUUUUAUGUCACAGUAACGGUUUGCGACCCGUCCAGGAAAAUGAAGACGGGGAAAAAGAUGCUUGGAAGAACUUAGACUGGCUUUUACAUGGAGGGAAGGUCACAACUGGAACAUUUCAAGCCACAGAAAACUCAUUAACUGCUCAGAAAAAUUUACUCUAAACAGAAAAUAUCAGGCGGAAAGCCUGUUGU